Messenger RNA from Venturia canescens, 1611 nucleotides. RefSeq lists its product as uncharacterized. The record is from RefSeq and is a predicted model, not a curated record. Lineage: Eukaryota; Metazoa; Arthropoda; Insecta; Hymenoptera; Ichneumonidae. Bases 2 to 523 code for a protein of 173 amino acids. The transcript has 2 exons.
CAUGGUGUUCACCGCUUUCUCCUAUGUGGCCCUGGCCGGAGCUGCUUGGAUAUUUCUGCGACUCUUACAAGCGUGCUUCUGGCUACCACGUCAUUUGAGAAAACAGAACGAUGUUCAGCAAAUGCUACAAGAGAAGGUCAGUAGUUAUGAGAGAUAUUUGGCGGAGUGCGAGGCGAGGGAGAAAGCAGAAGAGAACGGCGAAUCCACCACGUCCCCGGAGUGUGAUGAAAAAGCCCCGGAACAAAAGAUCGAUCCCCGGAUCCAAGAAGAAAGAUGGAAGGAACGAAGAGAAUGCUUGGAGAUGUUGAAAAAAGAAUUGAGGAGAGUGCAGAAUGGCGGUGAUAUUUACGAUUGGGAUUAUCUCUUAGAGGAAGACGACAAACCGGAAGACGAAGCGACGGCUGAUCCUGAGAAAACCGAAGCUCCGACUAAGGAAGAAAUAUCGUUGAACGAAGGCGAUUGUAAAAUUGCCAAUAGUAAAGUCGAACUGUCACAAACGACCGAAGAGAAAAAAGAAAAGUAACUUUAUAUUCCGACACGAAAAAAAUCUAUUGAAAAAGUGUAGUCUUCAAAGACCUCAGUAAAAUUCAUUGACGUGUUGAUUCCCUAAAUAAUUAUCAACAUGUUUUUAUCAACUUGUGAUAUUUGUACUGCAUCUAAUUAAUAAUAUAAUAAGUGCCUUGAAAUACGUGAUUGAAGUGUGCGUCGUUGAAAUGCAGCAUACGUACUUUGUCAAAUCGUUGAAUUUCAUAAUUUUUCAUCUUUUUCGUAGAUUCCAUUGGAAUUAAAUGUAACGCAAAUCGACACAAAAUUUGACCAAUCUGUGGGUUCAUUUUUCAUUCAAAUUACAGACAGUACGAUCAAAAAUGUUCGAUACAUCACAGUGAUAUGAACUUUGAAAACAUAUUAACGUGUAAACAGAAUCUAUACUUUUCAGCCACAUUCAAUGCUAACAGUGACGAGUCCAUUUAAAGACCCCUGACACACCAUGUAUACUUCGAAUUCCAUGAAGAGGGUGAAAAAUUUGAGGAAUAAUGAUAAUUGCACAAAUCUUCGAAUAACAUUUUUAGAUAACACUGCAUAUUAAUUUAUAUAAAUAUGUAUUCGUAUUUAUAAAUAUGUGUAAAGAAAUUUUAGUGCACAACACAUUUACAAUGACUACAAUAUGAAUGUGAUUAUACGAUAAAACUGACUGUAAACAAAAAUUCUUCAGAACAGGAGAUUCUGUUCUUUGAAAAAGUAAUCAAAUAUAUUUUUCAAUCUAAGAAACGUGUCAAUAUAAUGUGGGAAGAAUAAAAAUAGGAUGUGAAAAAGUUCGUACAUAGAAAUAUUGUUCAAAUUAAAAUAAAAAUGGUUCACAAAAAAUGUUAGCGUUUCACGUACUUUUAUAUGUGAAAAUUGUAUUACCACAUGAGCAUAGAAAAAAACAAUUUCAUGAAUUCUGUGAUCCUGUGCAUUGAGUGUGAUUAUUCAAGUUUUUAAAGUGUUUGAAGAAAUUUCUGUACACCGAUCCGUUGAUUGAUUAAAUCAAUGAUUAUUAUAUCUUGUAUAUCCAGUAUCGGUGUAAAUUAUUGACGUUAUGAUUGAAUAAAUGCCAGAACUGAAAUCGUA